CGAGGGUAUACACGAGAGAUAGUUAUUAUCCAGUAUUGAUUGAAAUUUUCUACAGUCAAAUCAUUUUUUUGCAAGCAGCAUAGCAGUUUUAUUAUUGUGUUUUUGCAUUGAGUCAGAAUUUAAAGUUUGAAGAGGCAGGAGCUCAACAGUCCGAGCGUGAAUAAGCAAAAUAUACUCUAGUGAAUCUUCACGGUACAGCACAAAAUCUAAUCAUCAUGUUAUUCAUGUGUCAUCAGAUGGCUAAUGAGCAUGAGAAAAAACAAAAGGCACAAACAUCAUCACGACAGACAUCUGUCAAUGACUCAAAAGUACCAAUCAUUUGGGUAUUAGGUGGUCCUGGAUGCGGCAAAGGAACUCAAUGCGAUAAGAUUGUUGCCAAAUACCAUUUUAAUCAUCUCUCAACUGGUGAUUUAUUAAGAGCUGAAGUAGCAUCGGGUUCGGCCAAAGGACAGGAACUUCAAGCCGUCAUGAAAGCAGGUGGAUUAGUAAGUAAUCAAGUUGUUCUUGAGUUGCUCGCUGCUGCCAUUAAGAAGAUUGAUAAACCAACAGGAUUUCUUAUUGACGGAUAUCCACGCGAGGAAGCACAAGGACGUGAAUUUGAGGCUGCAAUUGCACCAGUUGAUCUUAUUCUCUACUUUGAAUGUACUGAUGAAACACUUGUAGCUCGUAUUCAAGCUCGUGCUGCUGCCUCAACGGAAGUACGUGCUGAUGACAACGCAGAGACAUUAAAGACACGCAUUAAGACAUUUAGAGAAAAUACCGAAAAGAUUCUCGUUCAAUAUCCCGCCAAGCUUAAGAGAGUUAAUGCUGAACGCUAUAUUGAUGAAAUUUUCAAUGAUGUUACCGCAGCUAUUGAUGGUACAUUGGCCAGCAAGUGAUUUAAUUAAAUAAAUAAAUGUCAAUUGUUUUUGUUGUUUCCUUUUUUUUCUUCGAAUUUUCAUCGGGUAAUUAAAAAAAAAUUAUGAGAAAGAUUUUUUCAUUAUUGCAAUACGGAUUUAUACGCUUACAUGAAUAAUGAAUUCAAUUAUGGAAUUUUAGCCAAUAAUUAUACAUUAAAGUUAUACGCACUCGGAAAAUUUUUGCGCUUCUGUUUUAUUGAAAAUAUUAAUUUAUUAAAUAAAAUUGAAUUUCAUGGUUCGAAAUCUGA
This is a messenger RNA of Chironomus riparius, 1147 nucleotides long. The record is from the annotation of a GenBank genome assembly. Lineage: Eukaryota; Metazoa; Arthropoda; Insecta; Diptera; Chironomidae.